This is a messenger RNA of Caenorhabditis remanei, 2268 nucleotides long. RefSeq lists its product as uncharacterized. Gene Ontology annotation, cellular component: mitochondrial fatty acid beta-oxidation multienzyme complex; mitochondrion. The record is from RefSeq and is a predicted model, not a curated record. NCBI's taxonomy places the organism in Eukaryota, Metazoa, Nematoda, Chromadorea, Rhabditida, Rhabditidae. Gene Ontology annotation, molecular function: long-chain (3S)-3-hydroxyacyl-CoA dehydrogenase (NAD+) activity; NAD+ binding; enoyl-CoA hydratase activity. Bases 1 to 2268 code for a protein of 755 amino acids. The transcript is spliced from 5 exons. Gene Ontology annotation, biological process: fatty acid beta-oxidation.
AUGUUGUCGCGUCUCUUCCACCAGUCGUCGUCGACACUUCGCACAAAUAUUUCAUUCCGUCUGUUUUCACAAUCAUCACCAGCGAUGGCCAGCACGGUUCGUGUUGAGAAACAAGGAGAUGUUGCCGUUGUGAAGAUUGAUUUGCCGAACACAAAAGAAAAUGUGCUCAAUAAGGCACUUUCAUCUGAUAUGAAAGCCACUUUUGAGAAGCUUCAAGCUGAUGAGAGCGUCAAAUCGAUUGUGGUAAUGUCCGGAAAACCAAACAGUUUCGUCGCUGGAGCUGACAUUCAAAUGUUAAAAGCAGAGAAGAGCGCUGCUGGAAUCGAAGCUCUCUCUCGUGAUGGACAAGAACAAUUCUUUAGAAUCGAAAAGAGCCAGAAGCCAGUUGUCGCCGCGAUUAUGGGAAGUUGCAUGGGAGGAGGACUCGAGUUGGCUCUCGCUUGUCACUAUCGUAUCGCUGUCAACGAUAAGAAAACACAGUUGGCUGUGCCAGAAGUGAUGCUUGGAUUGUUGCCAGGAGCUGGUGGAACUCAAAGACUCCCAAAGUUGACCACAGUUCAGAAUGUGCUCGAUUUGACUUUAACUGGAAAGAAGAUCAAGGCGGAUAAGGCAAAGAAGAUCGGCAUUGUGGAUCAUGUGAUUCAACCACUCGGAGAUGGACUCGGACCAGCUGCAGAGAAUACUCAUAAGUAUUUGGAAGAGGUCGCAGUGAAGACAGCCAAGGAUCUUGCUGAUGGAAAGCUUAAAGUUAACAGAGACAAGGGAUUCGUUCACAAGGCUACUCAAAUGGUUAUGACGAAUUCGUUGUUCCUCGACAACGUUGUGCUGAAGAUGGCAAAGGAUAAGCUGAUGAAAUUGACUGCCGGCAACUAUCCAGCUCCACUCAAGAUUCUCGAAGUUGUCAGAACUGCCUACGUUGAUCCAAAGAAUGGAUAUGAAGCUGAAGCAAAGGCAUUCGGAGAGCUGUCUCAAACUUUCCAAUCCAAGGCUCUCAUCGGACUAUUCGACGGCUCCACUGACGCCAAAAAGAACAAAUAUGGCCAAGGACUCCCAGUCAAAGAGAUCGCUGUUGUUGGAGCCGGACUUAUGGGUGCUGGAAUUGCCAAUGUCACAAUUGACAAAGGUGUCCGCACUGUUCUUCUUGAUGCAAAUCCAGCUGGAGUCGAGAGAGGACAAAAUCAAAUUUUGACACAUUUGAAUGGACAAAUGAAGAGAAGAAAGAUCAAUAAGUUGGAGAAGGAGAGAAUCUACAAUCAUCUCGUCCCAACUAUCGAUUAUGCUGCAAUGAAGAAUGCUGAUGUCGUCAUUGAAGCUGUUUUCGAGGACCUUCAAUUGAAGCACAAGGUUAUCAAGCAGAUUGAGAGUGUUGUUGGACCAAAUACUAUUAUCGCUUCGAAUACAUCGGCUCUUCCAAUCAAGGAUAUUGCCGCUGCUUCAUCGAGACCAGAUAAGGUCAUCGGAAUGCACUACUUCUCGCCAGUCGAAAAGAUGCAAUUGCUCGAAAUCAUCACACACGAGGGAACAUCGAAAGAAACUCUUGCCACUGCUGCUCAACUUGGACUCAAACAAGGAAAACUUGUCGUUGUUGUCAAGGAUUGCCCCGGAUUCUUCGUAGUCCGAUGCCUUGGACCAAUGAUGUCAGAAGUCGUCCGACUUCUUCAAGAGGGUGUCAGCCCAACUGAACUUGACAAGCUCACCACGAAAUUCGGAUUCCCAGUGGGAGCUGCCACGUUGGCUGAUGAAGUCGGUCUUGAUGUUGCUGAACACGUUGCUCAAUUCCUUGGAAAGGCUUUGGGACCACGUGUUCGUGGAGGAUCUGCUGAUUUGCUGAGUGAAUUGGUGAAUGCUGGAUACAAGGGACGUAAGACUGGAAAGGGAAUCUUUGAAUAUGGAGAUGGAAAGAAGGGAAGCAAGAAGAUCAACGAUGAAGCCACUAAACUUCUCCAGAAAUACAAAUUGACACCAAAUGCUACAGUAUCAUCUCCAGAAGACCGUCAGCUCCGUCUCGUCUCCAGAUUCGUUAACGAAGCCCUCCUCUGCCUUGAAGAAGGAGUCCUUGCAUCCCCAUCUGACGGAGAUAUCGCCUCAGUAUUCGGUAUCGGAUUCCCACCAUUCUGGGGAGGACCAUUCCGUUUCGUUGAUCUCUAUGGAGCCGAAAAGUUGGUCUCAUCGAUGGAAAAGUUCGCUGGAGCCUACGAAGCAGCUCAAUUUGCUCCAUGUCAACUUCUGAAAGAUCAUGCAAAGAGUGGAAAGAAGUUCUACAACUAA